AUGACUGUUAAUUAUAAGAGAAAGGUUGUGCUUAUUGAUAACUACGAUUCCUUCACCUGGAACUUGUAUGAGUACCUGUGCCAGGAGGGAGCAGAUGUACAAGUGUACCGUAAUGAUAAAAUUACGCUCGAUGAAGUCAUUGCGUUGGAGCCGGAAGUGAUGUUCAUUUCUCCUGGGCCCGGACACCCUCAAACGGACUCAGGUAUAUCCAGAGAUUGCAUAAGCCACUUCGCCGGAAAAAUUCCGGUUGUUGGCGUCUGCAUGGGUCAGCAGUGUAUGUUCGAGGUUUUUGGCGGUAACGUUGGAUACGCCGGUGAAAUUGUACACGGAAAGACCUCUCAAAUCACUCAUGACAACAAAGGCAUUUUUAAAGAUGUACCACAAGGUGUAUCCGUUACUCGCUAUCACUCUCUAGCCGGCGAAAUAUCAUCGCUUCCAGAUGUUUUGGAAGUAACAGCAAGGACAGACUCGGACGUCAUAAUGGGUGUAAGGCAUAAGAAGUUUACCGUGGAAGGUGUCCAAUUCCACCCAGAGUCGAUUCUAUCUGAAGCUGGCCACACAAUGAUCAAAAAUAUUCUCAGCAUUCAGGGAGGAACUUGGGAAGAGCAUGAAAGACUUACGGCUUCAAAUAUUGCCAAGAAAUCCUCCAUUCUUGAGAAAAUCUAUGCUAAAAGACAAGAAGAUGUUCUGUCUCAAGCCAGUACUCCUGGUUUUACAGAACGCGAUCUGCAAUUCAAUUUCAAACUUGGAAUUGCCCCUGAGGUACAAAAUUUUUACAAUAAGCUGCAUAAUGACUCCAGCGGCGCAGCUGUUAUCGCCGAAAUAAAGAGGGCGUCUCCCUCAAAAGGUGAUAUUGACGUUAAUGCUAUUGCUGCCGAGCAGGCGGUAAAGUACGCGAAAGCUGGUGCGUCAGCUAUUUCAGUUCUCACAGAGCCUCACUGGUUCAAAGGAAGCCUUCAGGAUUUGGUGAACGUAAGAAGGGCUCUGGAGAAUGAGUUCAAGGAAAAUCCGGAGGCUCGUCCUUGUGUGCUCCGUAAAGAGUUCAUUUUCAACAGAUAUCAAAUCCUGGAAGCCCGUCUAGCUGGUGCAGAUACCGUUCUUCUUAUUGUGAAGAUGCUGCCACAACCAUUGUUGCGCGAUCUUUACUAUUAUUGUAAGAAUGAAAUGGAUAUUGAACCUCUGGUGGAAGUUAGUUCUAAGGAAGAAAUGGAUAGAGCAAUUGAGCUGAACGCUACAGUCAUUGGUGUUAACAAUAGAGAUCUACAUUCUUUUACAGUAGAUUUGAAUACCACAAGCUCUUUGGUAUCCGCCGUACCCAAAGGAACUGUGUUGCUGGCACUUUCAGGCAUAACAUGCGGUGCAGACGCUAGAAAUUACAAACAAGAAGGUGUAAAUGGGUUUUUGGUGGGUGAAGCUUUGAUGAGAGCAGCCGAUGUAAAUGCUUUGGUCAAAGAACUGAUUAGUCAGUGA
Messenger RNA from Lachancea dasiensis, 1470 nucleotides. The record is from the annotation of a GenBank genome assembly. NCBI's taxonomy places the organism in Eukaryota, Fungi, Ascomycota, Saccharomycetes, Saccharomycetales, Saccharomycetaceae.